AUGGAGGGCUACGCACAAGCCAACAGGCGGCGAUCGAGAGCGGAUGCAGGCCGCCUGACCGCAGGCAGCCCGGCCUCGAAGCGGAGCGGAAACGUCUCCCCAGACUGGCCCUACGCUGGCCGGUCGCCAGAGAAGGGGUUUCUCUUCAAUUCCUUCGGCCCAGGGGCGUCCUCGGCGCUGACGCCGUCGCGGCUCACGCCGUACGAGGACCGCGCGCCCCGCCAGCGACAGAUGCAGACGCUGCGCAAGUACGGCGGCGAGAAGGCUGCGCGGCUCCUGGGCGACACCGACGACGAGGACCUGGGCGGCACGCGCAGCACGCCGCCCACGCCACUCCCGCCCAACGCGUCGCCCGCGGUCCGGAAGGCCGCGACGCCGCUGCGCGACCCCGUCUCGUACGACCGCGGCGCUCCGUCGGACGUCUUGCGGGACGGCACCGCCAGCAUCACGACCCCGGGGGGGUCACCCAUCCACCUCGAGCUUUCGCGGUCGUCGCCGCCGCCGGCGUCGCCCGGCGCGUCGGUCGCCGAGUCGCCCUCCGUCAGCGCCGUCAGCCCGCAGCAGCCCAACGGGCAGGGCGCCCCCGCGGCGGAGCUGAGUCCCCCCCCCGACGAGGACACCUCCUUCCAAAGACCCCCCCUGCGCGCGGGGUCCUCCUGGAAGACCGGGUGGGUCGGGGAGCCCGGCGCGGGGUACUCCGCGUACAGCAACCCCCUGUCGGCCGACCCCGAGCCGGAGCCGCCGGCGGCGUCCAGGCAGCUGGACUUUGCAGCCACGGAGGCUGCGGGGGUGAGGGACGCGGCCGCCUCGAUCGAGGAGGGCGCGCGGCUGGUGGACCGGGCGGCGGGGUCCGGGAAGGUCACGGAUCUGAUCGAGGAGAAGGAGGCCGCGGACGUGGGGAUCCAGACGUCGGAGUCCCUCAACAAGAGGUUCCUCGUGCCGCCGCGCCAGGAGAGCCUCGUUCGUCUCAAGACCUCGGCGUCCUCCGUGGUGGACCCCUCCCGGCAGUCCUCGAACGCCGAGCUCAUGUUCACCAGCGAGGGCGUCGUGCCCAUGCACAAAAACAAAGUGUACGAGGAGAGCGGGGUCGGCACCGAGGACCUCGCGAUCGAUCCCGCCCGCGCGACGCCGGUCCCGCCCAUCGCGGAGGAGACCCCGCAGGACACGGCCCCCGCCGACGCGGAGGAGGAGUCCCUGGAACACACCCCCGCCGCUGGCGCGCCGGUUCCGGGAGCGCCGGGCCUGGGCGACCGCAUCGUGGCGUCGAUCGCGCGGCAGGCGUCGCCGCCGGAGUCGCAGCCGGAGACCCCGCGGCUCGGGGCGCGCGACGGCGCCGGUGCGUUUGGGUCCGCGGUCGUGGAGCCCGUCGUCGCGCCGGAGAAGACUACGUCCGGCGCGUCGCACACGACGACGGAGAACCUCGAGGACGUCUUCGUGAAGGCGGCGCCGCGCGGGGACAGCCCGCUGCGCACGCUGAUGCUCAUCCAGCUGGUCGUGCUGGUGGCCAUGGCAGGGCUGUGGGCGCUGACGCGGAUUCCGGGGCCGCACGUUCCGAUCGCGGCGGCCGCGUGCGCGAAGUCCACGUGGUGCACGGGCGCCGCGGAGUGGGCGUCGCGGACGCAGCGGACGCUGCUGUCCGGCCCGGCGGUCCCGCUGACGGUGGACGGCACAGGGAGGGCCACGGCGGUGCUCGGGUCGGUCCGGCACAGCCAGACGCGCGCGGCCGCGGAGAAGGCGGCGAAGGAGGAGGCGGCCGCGAAGGCCGCGGCGGAGAGGGCGGCGCAGGCGGAGCGCGAGGCUGCCGAGAAGGCCGCCGCGCUCAAGGCAGAGGCGGACCGCAAGGCCGCGGCGGCGAAGAAGGCGAAGGAGGAGGCGGCGGCGAAGAAGAAGGCCGCCGCCGAAAAAGCGGCCGCCGAGAAGGCUGCCGCGGAGAAGGCUGCUGCGGAGAAGGCUGCUGCCGAGCGCAGAGCAGCGGAGGAGGAAGCGGCGCGGAAGUCCGCCGCGGAGAAGAAGAGGGCCGCUGCGGAGAAGAAGAAGGCCGCCGCCGAGAGGGCCGCCGCCGACAAAGCUGCGGCGGAGAAGAAGGAGGCAGAGGAGCGCGCGGCAGCCGCUGCGAGGAAGGCCGCGGCGGAGAAGGCGGCAGCGGAGCAGCGCGCGGCGGAGGAGCGCGCCGCGAAGGCCGCCGCGGAGGCCGCUGCCGCGGAGGCCGCUGCUUUGAAGGCGGUGCAGGAGCCGAAGGCGCCGCUCCGGGAGCGCGUGCUGCAGGGCGUGCGCGCGACGCUGGCGUUCGCGGUGUUCUGCUUGCGGCUCGCGGUGACCGCGGUGGUCGCGUCCGGCGUCCUGGCCGCGGCGGCGUCGCUGGCGCUGCACACGGGCGCGGCCCCGAAGCCGCUGGUCGACGCCGUGGCGCGCCGCGACCCCGUGCUGGUGGCGUUCCUCCGCGACGCGCCGCGCAAGGUGUGGUCGCGCGGCGCGGGCGCGGUGGCGGCCCUGCAAGCCCGCGCGGCGACGCCGGCGGGCAAGGGCAAGGCGGGCGCGUCGUCGUCGCGGCGGCGCUCGAGCGUGCGCGCAACGCCGAAGCCGACACGCUCGCGCGCGAGCACCGCGCGCACGCUCGCGGAGGUGGACUUCGCGGGGUAUGACAGCGCGGAGGACUCGGACUGGCACCCGGGGGCGGAGGGCUUCGACGACGACGUCAGCGACGGCGAGCUGUCUGCGUACGUCGACGAGGACGACGCAGACGAGCUCGCGGAGCUCAGCGGCGCGGAGGACGGCGACGCGGGCGACGACAGCGGGGGGGAGUACUGGGCGCCCAUGGAGGAGGCGGGCUUCGGCGACGGCGCGGGCGCGGCGGAGCUGGCGCGGCGCGCGCUGGACCGGAAGAAGUCGCGGCUGCUGGUGUGGACGGAGCUGCGGAACAACCGCGUGCUCAGCCGCACGCAGACGGCGCGCGGGAUGCCGCAGAUGAUGAAUUACUACUGGUUGCGGGGCCGCACGGUCAACUACCUGCUGCGGGGGGAGUCGCUGGCCAAGGGGCGGGCGAGCGAGGUGCCGGCUGCGGGCGUGCUGAGCCCGAAGACGGGCGGCAGGCGGGGGCGCAUGAGCGUGUUGUGA
This is a messenger RNA of Pedinophyceae sp. YPF-701, 3114 nucleotides long. Lineage: Eukaryota; Viridiplantae; Chlorophyta; Pedinophyceae. The record is from the annotation of a GenBank genome assembly.